Molecule: messenger RNA, 819 nt
Organism: Tetrahymena thermophila SB210
Lineage: Eukaryota; Ciliophora; Oligohymenophorea; Hymenostomatida; Tetrahymenidae
Product: DNA topoisomerase II
Exons: 3
Biological process (GO): sister chromatid segregation; resolution of meiotic recombination intermediates
Cellular component (GO): nucleus
Source: RefSeq, a predicted model, not a curated record
AUGCAAAAUCAAUACAAAUAAAUGAAAUUUGAAUUGCACGUUAGAUAAUGUGCUGAUAUGUACAUAGGUUCUAUACAACCUGAAGAAAUUAUGACUCCAAUUUACUCUAAAAAUUAAGAGAAUUAAAUAACAUUAGAGUAUAAAAAAGUUAAAAUAAUUCCAGGUUUAUUAACUGUAAUAGGUGAAAUUUUAACCAAUGCAAGAGAUGUUAUAUUUCAAUAGAGAAAAUAAAAAAAAGGAAUAUAAAUAUAUUUAGAUUUUGAUGAAAUUGAAGGUGAAAUUGUUUUGAAAACGGUUGGAAAAGGUAUUCCUAUUGAAAAAUAAGAUAAUAUAUUUAUUCCAGAAUUAAUAUUUUCACAUGAAAGAACUUCAUCAAAUUAUUAAAAUACAAAUUUAAAUGAUCCAAAAUUAACUGGAGGAAAGAAUGGUUAUGGUGCAAAAUUAACAAAUGUAUUAUCUGAAUAUUUUGAGGUAGAAACUAAAUAUGAUAAUUUAAUUUUCAAAUAAUUACAUUAUGAAGGAAAUACUAAACAUAGUGAACCUUAAAUAACUCAUGUAAAAAUAAACAAUAACAAAUAAAAAAAAGAUAAUAUACAAUCAAAAGAUAAAAAUAAUAUUAUAAUUCCAGGUUAGUAAUUAUAAAAGAAUAUAAUUUCAUUUGUUAAUGGAUUACCAUAAAAUGGAGGUACUCACGUGAAUUUUAUUAAUUAGAUUAUAAAAUAAGAUUAAUUGAUUAAAAAUUUAAAUGUUUAAGAUUAAGAUGAAUUAGAAGUUAUGAAAUAAUUGGGAAAAUAAUAUAGAUUUUUCAUUGAAAAUUGA